Messenger RNA from Phytophthora sojae, 678 nucleotides. RefSeq lists its product as hypothetical. The record is from RefSeq and is a predicted model, not a curated record. The transcript has a single exon. Bases 1 to 678 code for a protein of 225 amino acids. NCBI's taxonomy places the organism in Eukaryota, Oomycota, Peronosporomycetes, Peronosporales, Peronosporaceae.
AUGGCGACGUCGCUGCUGACCGUGCUCACCACGUUCCUGCUGCUGCACUUGGGUGUGGCCCAGGUGCCGAUCCCCGGUGCUGCGCCUGGAUUCGCUAUCGGCAGAGGCAGCGGAUCGGCCAAGGUGCAGCUGGAGACGUACAUUGACCUGCUCUGCCCCUUCAGCAAGGCGGCGUACGACGGGGUGAAGGCUCUGGCGGACCACUACGCGCCCGAGCAGGUCCGCGUCAAGGCGGUGCUGUUCCCGCUGCCCUUCCACCAACAUGGCUUCACUGCGGCCGAGUCGGUGUUCACGGUCACGUCGGCGCUGGGCGACGACCACUUCACCAAUUGGCUGGAAGUGGUGUACGAGCACCAGGAGGAGUUCUGGAACAAGGCGACGAAGGACAAGAGCGCGGUGCAAGUCACGAACGAGCUGAAGCAGUUGGCUCAGAAAACGUUCCCGGAUCUGACGGACCAGCAGUGGGAGAGGGGGAUGACGGGGUACGGCGGGACCGAAGCGGACCAGCACACCAGAGUCACGUGGAAGUAUGCGUGCACGCGGACGGUCACGGGCACCCCGCAGUACACGCUGAACGGCGUUCCCUUUGAAGACGCAGACUCGUCGUGGAAGCUUGAGGACUGGCGUAAGGUCAUUGACCCGCUGGUUAAACCAAACCAGGAAAGAGACGACUUGUAA